AUGUCAUUCACAGAGGAUACUCAUAAUUUCCAAAAUUGGUUAAUAAAUUCAGGUGUUCAAAUUUCACCAAAGAUUAAAAUUGAAGAUCUAAGGUAUCUUUCUCAAGGUCGUGGUUUAAUAUCAUUACAAGAUAUUAAUCAAGAUGAAAUAUUAUUUAAAAUUCCAAGAAAUGUUUUAUUAAAUAUUGAAACUGGUUCAUUAUCUCAAAUAAAUAAUAAUAAAGAGAAACUUCUUACAAACUAUGAUCAUUGGGAAGGUUUAAUUUUAACUAUAUUAUAUGAAUUAAGUUUAGGUAAUGAAAGUAAAUGGUUUCAAUAUUUUAAAAUUUUACCCAACGAGUUCCAUAGUUUAAUGUUUUGGGAAAAAGAUGAAUUAGAAUUAUUAAAACCUUCAUUAGUUCUUGAUAGAAUUGGUCAAGAAAAAGCCCUCGAGACUUUUAAUAAAUUAAUUCCAAAUGCCCUUGUUGACCUAGGUAUAAAUCAUUUAAAUAUUUCUUUAGAUUUAUUCCAUAAAGUUGCAAGUACAAUCUUAUCAUAUUCAUUUGAUGUUGAAAGACCAGAUUUUAAUGAAGAUAUGGAAGAUGAUGAACAAGUUCAAUAUGAUGGUUAUUUUAAAUCAAUGGUAACAUUAGCUGAUUUAUUAAAUGCUGAUACAAAUUUAUCAAAUGCAAAUUUAUUUUAUGAAACUGAAUUUUUAAUAAUGAAAUCAAUAAAACCAAUCCCCCAGGGACAACAAAUUUAUAAUACAUAUGGUGAUCAUCCAAAUAGUGAAUUAUUAAGAAGAUAUGGUUAUGUUGAAUAUAAUGGUUCAAAAUUUGAUUUUGGUGAAUUACCAAUUUCAACUAUAAAAAAAACUUUAAAUUUACAUUUUAAUUUAUCUUUUGAAUUUAUUGAUCAAAUAUUAGAUAUUAUAUCACAAUCUGAUGUUGAAGAAUUAGAAGAAGAUAUUGUAUUAGAAAGUUAUGAUGUUUAUUUAGAUGGUGAAAUUUUACCAGAAUCUCAAAUUUUAAUUCAAUCAUUAAUUAUAAUUGCACAAAUUAAUCAACAAGAAAAUUUAACAAUAUAUCCUCAUGGAGAAUUAAUUAAAAUCAUUAAUAGAAUUUUGAAAAAAUGUUAUCAAUUAAUUGAAUCUGGUAAUAUGACUUAUAAUGCUUUAAUACUUUGGGAACAAUGUAUUUUAACAAGAUUAAAUGAUUAUCCAUCUCAUUCAUUCCGUGAUUUCUUAAUUCCCCCACCAGCAGAACAAUUAAAUAAAUUAAAAAUGAGUGAAUGUAUCUUAAAAUAUGAAGUAUUAUCAUUACAAAAAUCUUUAAAAAGUUUUAAUAAUGGUUUUAAAUUAAUUAAUGAUGAAAAAUUAAUUAGAAAUAUUUUAAAAAGAAAAUUACAACAAGAUGAAAAUAGUGAUACAAAAAAAAUUAAAAAACAAAAAAGAUAA
Hansenula ciferrii is the source of this 1434-nucleotide messenger RNA. RefSeq names its product ribosomal lysine N-methyltransferase (gene RKM4). The transcript has a single exon. Gene Ontology annotation, biological process: peptidyl-lysine monomethylation. The record is from RefSeq and is a predicted model, not a curated record. Gene Ontology annotation, cellular component: nucleus. Lineage: Eukaryota; Fungi; Ascomycota; Saccharomycetes; Phaffomycetales; Wickerhamomycetaceae. Gene Ontology annotation, molecular function: protein-lysine N-methyltransferase activity; protein binding. The coding region runs from base 1 to 1434 and encodes 477 amino acids.